CAUGAACAAGUUGGUUGAUUGUUGAAGAACUUUUAUCACUUAUCACUGUUAUCAAGUUUAUUUAUUAUCAAAUUAUAGAUGAAAGUUCAGUUCCGUUUCGCUACAAGGUGACCAAAUUCCGUGUCUCUGACGACGAUUCAUUUCUCCAAUCAUACAAAUUUCUGGAAUACUUGUUACAUUAACAUCAACUAACUUUCAGUAAUAUAUUAUACAGAUUUUUAUUUAGUUGAUAUCUUCUAGCAAAACAAAAUGGAGAACCGUCAACUGGAUACAAUGUUCGGCUUCAUCCUGAACAUAAUGUUUCCCAUCAAGUUGCUGCUCCGUGUGUACUCACUAGGGAUCCUGAUGAUAGACUUCAUGUGGGUGUGGGUGAAUGCAGCCUUGGCCAUUAUGCAGGCUACAUAUGAAAUGUUCUGGCCUCCUCCCAUGAAGUCCUUGAGUAUGGAGACUGCUUUGGUUAUCGGCUCCGGCAGAGGAGUAGGCCGGGAGCUAGCCAUUCAGCUCUCAGAUUUAGGCGCCAUUGUGCUCUGCGUAGAUAAGAACAGUUCCAACAACAUGGAUACCCUGGAAGCAAUCAAGCGGCGCGGUGGCUCGGCACUUAGCUUCACCUGUGAUAUCACGAAGAAGCAGAAUGUUGAGGAGUUGGCGAUACAAGUGCGGAAGGAGAUAGGUUUUGUUAGCAUGCUGUUCACCUGCUGCGGCAUUCCCAGUCCGCGGUCUCUGCUCACGCAACCUCCGCAAGACGUACAUGGAACUUUGGAUCUCACACUUACAUCGCUUUUCUGGCUCAUAGACCAGUUCAUCCCAGCCAUGAAAGCAAAGAACCGCGGCCACAUAGUAGCGCUGACUUCAGUAGCUGGUCUCAGCUACAUUAAGGAUCAGAUGCCGUUGAGUGUUGCACAGUUUGCAGUCCAAGGCCUGGCAGAAUCUCUCAUGGAGGAUCUCAGAAUAAACAGGAUAGACGGGGUCCACGUGACCCUGACCCACAUCUAUCCGCUUAUCGUAGGGGAAGACAGCUCGGAAUUGAGGUUGAGGAUACCAAGCUACUUCGGCACUAUAACCCCUCAAGUGGCAGCCUCCAGUAUCCUAGAGAGCGUCCGUCGGAAUUACCCCGAAGCUUCAGUGCCUAAACAACUUCUCUUCUUAGGGCACCUGCUCCGGAUAUUACCCAGGAAAGCCACAGUGCUGAUACGCGACCUAUUAGACACCGGCGUGGAUUUUGCGUGAUACUAGUACCUACUAAUGUUAUAAUGUCUGGCUAUCAGUUUUUAUGUUAUGAUUUUGCCAACUAUUUAUAUAUGGUUCUUACUAAGUCAAGCGAAUCAAGAAGGUUAUCUAUCAGUGUUUAUAUUUAUAAAUCAAGCUAUAAUUAAGAAAACUAAAAUUGAUUACCUUGAAGCCUUCUGGCCUAAAUAUCUGCUGUUCCUAGGGCACUUGCUCCGGAUAUUACUCAGGAAAGCUACAGUACUCAUACGUGAUCUAUUAGACGUAGAUUUUGUGUGAUAUGAGUACAUGACAGAAGACAUGUGUUGACUAGGUCAAGCGAACCAAGCGCCAUCAGAGUUUAUAUUUAUAAAUCAAGCUUUAAGUAAGUUUUACUCUAAGAAUACUAACAUCGAUUAGGUACCCCAAAGCAUCAGUACCUAAACACCCUUCCUAGGCCACCUGCUCCGGAUACUACCCAGGAAGGCCACAGUACUCAUACGUGAUUUAUUAGAUACGGGCGUGGAUUAUGCGUAAAGUUGUAUUAGUAACUUUAUAGUUCGUGUCAUUCAUUUGUCAAAUCUAACCUUUAAUGACAUGACAUUACGAGUCAAGGUACGCGUCUUCGUGAAUGACACGAUCUAAUAUAUAAAGCCUAUCCGUAGGUAUUCCUAAAUUUAUUGUAGUCUGGUUUUUUAAUUAUGAAGUACUGUCCAUAGGAAACAGUAUGGAACGCUCAUUCGUUUCUUGCGUAAAAAAUGUAUGGCGUAGUACUUUAGAUAUUAUUAUCCCGGAAGGCUAUAGUACUGAUCUACUAAGAGCUUUAUAUUUUUGUAAUAUUAUUAAAAA
Messenger RNA from Cydia strobilella, 2052 nucleotides. RefSeq names its product epidermal retinol dehydrogenase 2-like. Gene Ontology annotation, cellular component: lipid droplet. Gene Ontology annotation, molecular function: oxidoreductase activity, acting on the CH-OH group of donors, NAD or NADP as acceptor. NCBI's taxonomy places the organism in Eukaryota, Metazoa, Arthropoda, Insecta, Lepidoptera, Tortricidae. The transcript has 7 exons. Bases 250 to 1227 code for a protein of 325 amino acids. The record is from RefSeq and is a predicted model, not a curated record.